UGCCCCCCCGUCGCCCCCGCGCUGCGCCCUGCCCUUUGCCCGCCGCCCCCCACGAUUUCCAGUCCCUGCGCUACAUCGACGGCAUCCCCAGCUCCUUCCAGUUCUUCCUGCCGCUCAGCGCCGGGGGGGCCCUGCACCUGCCCUCCUCCGCCUUCCUGCCCCCCCCCCAAAGACAAGCGCCUCUCCCCGGAGCUGCCCCUGCCCAAACAGCUCGUCUGCCGCUGGUCCAAGUGCAACCAGUUCUUCGACCUCCUGCAAGACCUCGUGGACCACGUCAACGACUUCCACGUCAAGCCCGAGAAGGACGCGGGGUACUGCUGCCACUGGGAGGGCUGCGCCCGCCACGGCCGGGGCUUCAACGCCAG
Molecule: messenger RNA, 365 nt
Organism: Oxyura jamaicensis (ruddy duck)
Lineage: Eukaryota; Metazoa; Chordata; Aves; Anseriformes; Anatidae
Product: zinc finger protein GLIS2-like
Exons: 4
Biological process (GO): smoothened signaling pathway; regulation of transcription by RNA polymerase II
Cellular component (GO): nucleus
Molecular function (GO): DNA-binding transcription factor activity, RNA polymerase II-specific; RNA polymerase II cis-regulatory region sequence-specific DNA binding
Source: RefSeq, a predicted model, not a curated record